CCUGUCUCCAACGUCGCCGCGCUCGUUCGAUGACCCCUCGGGGCUCAGGUCGUCGUUCGUCGCGCCUCUAAUGCCACGCAGCGUUCGCAUCCACACUUCGCACGCACACAAGCAACCCCUCCGACCGUCGAACCGGCAAACAUGGGCCGCCUCGACGACAAACCGUCAGAAUUGGACCAGGUCUCAUCGCUCGAGGCGUCUACGAGGGCUUCCCAUGCGUGGGACAACGACGACGACGACUACGACCUGCAGGCUAUGGGUCUAGCCGAUGGAUUUUUCCCGACGCAAAACACGCACAUUGGUGCCGAUAGGCUGUCGACAACGCCUGGGGAUCCCCCGUCUGCGCGAGUGCCCCCUCCUCGACCGUCGAGCAUCACGAAGCCGCAUCGCCGUGAGGAUUCUCUGACUUUGGGACACGAUGGGUCGUCAAGUGAUGCGAGCAGCGAGAUAAGUAGGGUCUCGACCGUCUCGAUAACGUCGCCCUUCGCAGACCCCGAAGAGCCGUAUAAUGGCCCCUCCGGACCGUCACACCCGUACCAGAUGUACCCGCAAAAUGUUCGAAUGGCUCGAACAGCCAGCUUGGCGACUACGUCGACCGCACCUGUCUCCGAGCGAUCGUAUACUGGGCCUCGCGGGCCGACGCAUCCAUACGGCAUGUACCCGCAAGGCACCGUGCCGGGAGCACAGGGAGCGCUCAAUCUAGGGGAGCAGGAGAGCAUCAACGUCGGCUUCGUGGGCGCGACGGACAAUUACCGGCGGAGAAUUGGGCCUGACGGGGAGGAUGCGGCAGAUUUGAUAGGUCCGGACGGUCAUACGGAGCAAUUACCGCCGUACACGCGGUAUCCGGAGGAGGCAUAUCAUAGGAAGGCAUUGGGGAUAGAAGAUCCCCGGCCGGCGGUGACGGCUCAACCGAUGCUGGCGAUUCCAGGUGCUGGAGGCAUCGGAUUGGCUGCCCGGAAUCCCGAAUUCGCGUCUACCGAGGAUUUAGCUGCCACGAGGCCCCCUCAGUCUCGACAAUCCGUCCAGAGCUUCUUGUCCGAUAGUAGUCGUCAAGAGAUGAACGCCGUGGCUCGGUCGGACUCGGCCCAGCCGGGGCCGGUAGCAGGAAACGAAAAGGCGCCGCUGAAGGACUGGCAAGUGACAGCGAAAAGGAGAGUUUGGGGUAUCGUCCCGUGUUGGGCCAUCGUCCUGGCCGCCAUCGUCCUCGUCUUGAUGGGAAUAAUUCUCGGGGCAGUCAUCGGCACGCUCGUCAACCCUCGUUUCAAGAAAGGACCACCACCCAAUAAGCCGCCUUCGCCGGAGACAACGCUGAGUCCCUGGGACACGCAACCUAUUAGCGCUCUACCUUCUGACCUACCGCCGUUAUUUGAGGGAAAGUAUGCCAUGCCUCUCUUGAUGAACCGAAUGUCAACUACCUGCUUUGGCGACUCUACGAUGUCCCAAGCAUGGAACUGCAACAUCGUUUUCUCCCAGCUUGCCAUGACGGUUAGAAAACGAGGUGGCGAGCCAGACGUAUCGAAUUACGUCUUUGAUUUCUCAUAUAACAACACCCAAAGCCUGAAGAACUACGUCUACAGUUACGGGACGCAGCCACCUGAUUUAUCAAACCUGAAGAUGGUCCUCGUGGACGAUGUGUACGAGCUCUCUCGCGGCCCCGCGUGGAGCUUCAUAGCUAGGUACGACAAGGUUGUCAUUGUGCCUGAGUACCUCCUCGCGCCCAGCAGCGCCCCCCCCUUGCCGCAGGCACGCCGCCGGAUGUCAUUCGGUGGCGAUUUCAAGCGUAAAAGUGUAGCCCAGGUCGGAGACAGGCCGUGGGUUUGUCGCUGGGACAACACAAUCUUGGAGGGGUUCAUCUAUGCGAACCAGAGCAACAGUUUUAGCCGUUCCGUCGAUCCGAGGCCGGUGUCGAGCACUCUGCCGGCGGCUCUCAGCGGGAAUGCCGGCAGCGCGCCAGCCGCGACGCCUACUGGGGAUACGGGAGCGCUAUCCCCGCAGACCAACGGCGGGUUCGUCGCUUCGAAUAAAGCCCGCGGCGACCCUUCGGACCAACGCGGAUCUCCCUCGACGGUCGAUAGCACACCCGCGACUACAACUUCUAGCCCGGCUUCGUCGUCGUCGUCGGGCCUGUUUAAUGACGACGCCCCCUCCUCUGGUAAUACUAUUCCCGUAUACCCACAGGUCAUCAAGAUCGCGGAGCGUCGCGAUGCCGCAUCUGCGAUGGCCAAGCCGCGGUGUCGCCAGUAUCAGAUCGUGGGAGAAUACCAGGAGGCGAUCCCGAUGUUAGACACGAACGGGAACUUUAUCGAAAUCGACAUUGACGAGCAUGAACGCUCCUUCGAGAACCCCGCAGAGUCGAGGCGGAGCACUAAUGGCCACCAUCUGUGGCCCCGCGGCGACGGCAAGAUAGGCAGCGAUAUGACGGACUGCAGUUGCAUGUGGUGGCUUACCUGAGCGCGUGCAUUAUCGUCCCCGCUGUGUCAUGGGGAUUUCUCAUCCGACAUUUUCGGUCCGUCCGUACAGCGAACAAGCAAGCCAACGACAGGGACAAGCUGACUGUACAUAUACAUCAUAUGCGCCAUCGACACGAGAUUCCUUUUUUGGUUGUUUUGGAGAAAGCGCAUUGCACA
This is a messenger RNA of Durotheca rogersii, 2627 nucleotides long. RefSeq lists its product as uncharacterized. The transcript is spliced from 2 exons. The record is from RefSeq and is a predicted model, not a curated record. NCBI's taxonomy places the organism in Eukaryota, Fungi, Ascomycota, Sordariomycetes, Xylariales, Xylariaceae. The coding region runs from base 142 to 2451 and encodes 769 amino acids.